GAGCUAGGUCUACUUACGCAGCGUCUGAAGUUUAACAACAAACAAGGAAGAACAUGACUGCUGGGUAUAACUUUAUCUCUUGCAGUGAAAAUGUGGAUAAUUUUAUCGUGAAUAAAAUCAGACUUCUCUUCUAAAGCGACAGCAGGUUUAGCUGUCCUCACUGAAGCAGACAAACACCAUGCUUGUGGAAGAUCUACAGCGUACGUCGCUGUUAUCGCACAUCAUUUUGGCCUUGACUGUCUUUGUUGCCGUGUACUGUGUCUACGCAUUUCACAAACGCCAGGAUUAUUCAAAUAUCCCACCCGGUCCAAAACCAUGGCCGAUAGUGGGCAACCUUGGUGGCUUUCUGAUACCUUCAUUCGUGUCGAAGAGAUUCGCAGGCAAACAUGAUGUAAACGUCCCCAAGAAAACAAUAAUGUCUCCGCAGGUUGGCUUCAUGGAGCAAGCCAAAGUGUAUGGGAACAUGUACAGUAUUUUUGUCGGUAGUCAGCUCGUGGUCGUGCUGAACGGUUAUGAUGUCGUCAGGGAUGCUCUCUCCAACCAUGCCGAUGUGUUCUCCGACAGACCGGAUAUCCCCGCCAUAUCUAUAAUGACCAAGCGCAAAGGGAUAGUUUUCGCACCUUACGGGCCAGUGUGGCGACAACAGCGGAAGUUCUGCCACACCAAGCUCCGGAGCUUCGGCUUCGGCACGCUGAGUUUGGAGCCCAGCAUCCUGCAAGGUCUCGCCAUGGUCAAAUCUGAACUUCUCCGCCUUAACGACGGAUACGAGGGCGUGGACUUAACCCCGAUGAUCAGCAACGCCGUGUCGAACGUUAUCUGUUCGGUUAGCCUCGGGCAGCGCUUUCACCACGAGGACCAGGAGUUCCGGAUGCUUCUGGACCUGAUGGCGCGAGGGCUCGAGAUCAGCGUCAACAGUGCCGCCGUUCUCAUCAACGUCUUCCCUUUUCUUUACCACUUCCCAUUCGGCGUGUUCAGAGAACUACGGCGAGUGGAAAGCGACAUAACCGCGUUUCUCAAGAACAUCAUCGUCAGGCACAAGGAGACACUAGACCCUGCCAACCCACGGGAUUUGAUAGACAUGUACUUGGUGGAGAUACAAGCCCAGGAGUCUUCUGGAGAGAGAGAGACUAGCUUCUCUGAGGACUAUCUUUUCUAUAUCAUAGGGGACCUGUUCAUAGCAGGCACAGACACCACCACCAACUCCAUAUUGUGGAUCCUGCUCUAUAUGGUGCUGUACCCGGAAGUUCAAGAGCGGGUGCAGGCAGAGAUGGACCAGGUGCUGGGUCCAGGCAGGCCUCCGUCCCUGAGCGACAGGGGCAGGCUGCCCUACACGGAGGCCACCAUCAUGGAGGUGCAGAGGAUGACUGUGGUGGUCCCGCUGGCCAUCCCACACAUGGCCUCCCACACCACAGAGUUCCGAGGUUACACCAUCCCCAAGGGGACGGUGAUCGUCCCCAACCUGUGGUCGGUGCACAGGGACCCUGCGGUCUGGGACCAGCCUGACCUCUUCAACCCCGGACGCUUCCUGGAUGACCAGGGGAGGCUACACAGAACAGAACACUUCAUGCCCUUUGGAAUAGGCCGCAGAGUGUGUAUGGGGGAGCAGCUGGCUAAGAUGGAGCUGUUCCUGAUGAUCACCAGCCUCCUCCAGGCCUUCCGCUUCAGUCUCCCCCCAGGGAAGCCCCCCCCCUCCCUGGACGGCCGCUUCGGCCUCACCCUGGCCCCCGGCCCCUACACCGUGUGUGUCGCCCCCAGACACUAGCGGCUGCCUAGUGACAGGAAAUGCUUGGGUUGUCAUCGAAUGCAUACUGAAUGUGUGUGAGUGUGAGCGUGUUAUUAUGUGGAAUACCAUGCUACACUUCCCGUGGGACUGUCCAGUCAAAAUCCCGCGUGAUCUGGGUAGCCAGGACUCCAGGAUGAGUUGCUGGUAAACAGCGACUCAAUCGGGGAGCUCGACCAAUCGGGGAGCUCCACCAAUCGGGGAGCUCGACCAAUCAGGGAGCUCCACCAAUCAGUGUUGGUCGACAUAAUUGACUGAAGCUGCUAAUAAGAUUCUGUUUUAAUUUUACACCAACUUGCUCCUAAAAAGUGUUCUUAAUGUAUUAUAUGUAAUAUUUUUCAGACUAAUUCAGCAUUUGCUGCUUACCCAAAGAUAGUAUUAAUUAAAAAGGGGCAUUUUGUGUAAUUUUGUAGAUGCUCUUAUAUUAAAAAACAAUGCACUUCUUUUAAACAUGACUUUUUAAGAUGUGUAACUGAAUAAAUGAUUUAUCAUUGUAGUA
Messenger RNA from Osmerus eperlanus (European smelt), 2279 nucleotides. It is a transcript of the gene cyp2u1, whose product is annotated as cytochrome P450 2U1. Bases 179 to 1762 code for a protein of 527 amino acids. Gene Ontology annotation, biological process: xenobiotic metabolic process. The record is from RefSeq and is a predicted model, not a curated record. Gene Ontology annotation, molecular function: iron ion binding; heme binding; oxidoreductase activity, acting on paired donors, with incorporation or reduction of molecular oxygen, reduced flavin or flavoprotein as one donor, and incorporation of one atom of oxygen. Lineage: Eukaryota; Metazoa; Chordata; Actinopteri; Osmeriformes; Osmeridae. The transcript is spliced from 5 exons. Gene Ontology annotation, cellular component: intracellular membrane-bounded organelle; cytoplasm.